Messenger RNA from Closterium sp. Naga37s-1, 834 nucleotides. Lineage: Eukaryota; Viridiplantae; Streptophyta; Zygnematophyceae; Desmidiales; Closteriaceae. The record is from the annotation of a GenBank genome assembly.
AUGCAGUUUGGCGAGUUCGGAGAGUUUGAGCAUGUCGAGUCAGCGUUUGACUACACUGACGAGGAGUUUUCUCGCGCCACCGUGCUCGAAGCGACGAGUGUCAGCAGCAGCGGCGACGCGCUUCUAGUCGGCAUGACGGACGGCAUAUCGUUCAAGUGCUCGCACAACCUCAUGGACGGGAUUCGCCUCCCCGAAUACCCUGCGCAGCCGGCGGCUGUUCUUAAACUCGAAGACGGCUCGCGUAUCCUCCUCCCCAUCCUCAUUCCGCACCUCUCGAGCCAAAUGCUCAUUGACUCGGUGCGCGGCGUGCCUCUGGCUCGGCCAACGGUAUACAUGCUAAUGCGGGAUAUGAUUGAGCUGAUGGGAUAUGAGAUCAGUUUGAUUCGCAUCACCCAUCGAGACGGGGAUGCCUACUGUGCCCGGGCCUACCUAUCCAAGGUUUCUGCUGGCAACACAGCCACCAGCACUGGGAACAGCAGCAGCGGGCCUGCCAUGAUGAGUCUGGACAUGCGGCCAUCCGAUGCCAUCAACCUUGCAGCACGCGCCAAGGUGCCGAUUCAGGUGCGGAAAUCCCUGGCGGUGGCGGACGGAGUGCGGAUAGUCGGGAUGGUGCGGGCGGCAGUGGCACCUGGGCAUGGUGGGCGGCUGCUGAGACGGCAGCCGAGAGUGGUGCUGACGUCAGAUGACAAGCCAGAUUUUGAGGACUUAUCACUGGCGGACGAGUUUGCGUUGGUGAAGCUGAUGGAGGAAGCAGCGCAGCACGAGCGAUACGGCGAUGCAGCGAAGAUCAAGGACCAGCUGACGAAGCUGCGGCGGAGAACUAACAAGGUGUAG